Rotaria sp. Silwood2 is the source of this 1317-nucleotide messenger RNA. NCBI's taxonomy places the organism in Eukaryota, Metazoa, Rotifera, Eurotatoria, Philodinida, Philodinidae. The record is from the annotation of a GenBank genome assembly.
AUGUCUCUUGAGAGUACAGUUAAUGAAGAUGAUGAGAUUCAAUCAUUGCCUUCAUCAACGAAUUCCGAUGAUAAUUUAAGUGAAUUUCAUUGUUAUACUCAUCGUACAUGUAGUCGAUAUGCAUCAUGUAAUAGAAAAAAACAUCAACAUUCUCCAAUUGAUUCUAUGAAAUCGAAAAGUCUUUCAAAUAAUUCAAAACCAGUUAAAGGUGCUAUACGUUGUAUUGAUGAUGAUCCAGGACAUCGACAAAAGUACGAUGGACUGAAAUGGCGUCGUAUUUGUUGUAUACCUAAUUGUUUAGUCUAUUUAAACGGUGGUAUUUAUUUUGAAAAUUGGUUAUGUCGAAAACAUUAUUUACUCGCUGCAGAAAAUGAAAUAGCUGAGGAAUCGGAUAAUGCAACAAUACAAAGUGACAGACAGAUAAUAUCAAUAAACAACAAGCUUCGAAGAACAUCUGCUCGACGUUCUAAUAAAAAAAUCAAAUGUCAUCAACGUGGUGAUAUAAUGGUAGAUGCUAAUGGUAUUCGUCAAAAAUAUGAUGGUCAAUCUUGGCGUCCUAUUUGUAAUGUUAAUAAUUGUAAAUCGUUCAUUGUUGCACAUGGUUAUUGUCAUCGUCAUGAUGUAGAAAAUCGUCAGAAGAAAUCCGCAGUUGUAUCUUCAUUAGAUGACACUCCACAACAAAAUUCAAUACCUAAAACAAAAAUAACACGACCAAUUGUAUUAACUAAAAACAAACCAAAAAAAGGUGAAAUUCGACUUGUUCGACAACAAUGGAACGGUACAAAAUGGUAUUCAUUAUGUCAUUAUCAUACUCGAGAUUGCCAACGACGUUCAGCUGGAGUCAAAUCUGCUUAUCUUUGUGAAAAACAUUAUCAAGAAUAUAUAAAGCAACGAAAAAACCCAAACUUAAUUUAUAAUGAUGAUGAUAAUGAAAAUGAUAAUGAUCAAGUUUUAUUAUCACCAAUAAUAAAACGAAAAAGAACAACUCAUAAUGAUAGUAUUCUUUCAGCAAAUACCACUGGUGAAUCUAAUCCAACAAUAUCAUCUCAAUCAAUACCAACUAUUCAUGGAAGAAAACCAGUUGAACAAUAUAUACAAACAGAUGUAACAUAUCCAAUUGAUUCAAGUGAUUUACGACAAGGAUGUAUUUUAAUUCAAGAUGAUAAUGAUGAUCAAUAUCAAUGUGAUUCACCGCAGUAUAUGGUUUAUAUUAAGAAAGAAGAAGAAGAUUAUGCAACUAAUAAACGAAAGCUUGCAAUUGACAUCGACUCAAUACCGUUUAAUUGUAAAUUAGAAUUAACAAAACUUGAAGUUUAA